AUUUCGCUGAGUUGGUUGUACCUUUGUGCUGUGCAAACGAAUUGCAGGCUUACUUUGCGUGCUUCACUUCACCGAAACACUAAUGGAGCAAUUAAAAGCGAAAUUGGCGGUGGUGACCGGCGCCAGUUCGGGCAUUGGUGCCGCCAUUGUGCGCGAUCUAAUUGCAGCCGGUUUAAUUGUUAUCGGUUUGGCGCGACGUUACGAACGCGUCGAAGCGUUGCGCCAAGAGUUGCCCACCGCCGAGCAGCGUGCGCGCCUUCACGCCAUUAAAUGCAACAUUGCCGAUGCACAGGAUGUGGCGGAGACAUUUACGCGCAUCAUACGCGACCACGGACCCGUCUAUGUGUUGGUCAACAAUGCCGGUUGCUUGCGUUCCGGCCAAUUGGCGACGAUGGCCGAGUGCGAGGUGCAGGAGGUGUUGCAAACGAAUGUUAUGGGCGUGGUCAAUUGUACACGCCAUGUGUUUGCCUCUAUGCGGGCGCACCGUAUCCACGGGCAUGUGAUAUUGAUAAAUAGCAUUUGUGGACACAAGGUGCCGGUGAUACCGGGCCACAUGCCGACCUUGAACAUUUACCCGGCCACCAAGUUCGCGCUGACAGCGAUUAACGAGAUUUAUCGGCAGGAGUUCAAAGAGUUGGGUACCCGUGUGAAGGUGACGAGCAUCAGUCCGGGUCUCGUUGAUACGGAACUAAUAACAGAAGCUCAAAAAAAGAUUGUCGAUGGUAAAAUUCUUACACCAGAAAACGUUUCAGGCGCCGUAAUUUAUGUGCUCUCGCAGCCAUCAAAUGUACUAAUCCACGAGCUCAUAAUGAAACCGAUGGGUGAUAUGAUUUAAAUCAAUCAAAAGCUGUUUGCCGUUAUUUUCUAAACUCUUAUGCCUUCUUUUGUAAUCUAUUAGAGAAUUAUAAAUAUAUUGCAAAAAUAAUUAACAAAAUA
This is a messenger RNA of Bactrocera latifrons, 936 nucleotides long. Its product is annotated as farnesol dehydrogenase-like. Gene Ontology annotation, molecular function: oxidoreductase activity. The coding region runs from base 83 to 835 and encodes 250 amino acids. Lineage: Eukaryota; Metazoa; Arthropoda; Insecta; Diptera; Tephritidae. The record is from RefSeq and is a predicted model, not a curated record. The transcript has 2 exons.